This is a messenger RNA of Larimichthys crocea (large yellow croaker), 4640 nucleotides long. RefSeq names its product ankyrin repeat and MYND domain containing 1 (gene ankmy1). The transcript has 20 exons. Lineage: Eukaryota; Metazoa; Chordata; Actinopteri; Sciaenidae. Bases 196 to 3618 code for a protein of 1140 amino acids. Gene Ontology annotation, molecular function: protein binding. The record is from RefSeq and is a predicted model, not a curated record.
CACGGAUCCCACUGUCGUCAUGGCAACCGACGCUUACGGGAGAGUCAAAACUCAAAUCUGACUUCUCUCAGCUAAAGUUUUAGCCUCUAAAUACUCUAAAUAGUUCAUCAUUCCCGACAUGUUAAUACUACACCAGCUGCUGUACUGAAAUGGAUUCAGGUGAGUCGUUUUAAGAACAGGUACGCCCCGGUUACAAUGCUGUCGACCUGCAAAGGUGCUGUGGCGGCUGCGGCGGCGGCGGCACCGGGGCGAGGUCGUCCGGAGACGGCUGCAGGGAGGCAAAGCGACGGCCACGGAGGAGCUCAAGACGGUGAAAAGAGACGACAAGGGCUCGGUGUUCAGGAGUGGCCCGACGGAUCCAGAUACGAGGGAGAGUUUGUGAACGGAUUCAAACACGGCAGAGGAAAAUACAGCUGGAGGAACGGAGAGUACUAUGAGGGCUCUUUCUACAAGGACUACAGACAUGGGGAUGGACUGUACUGCUGGCCCACAGGCCACAAGUUCACCGGCAAGUUCUACCUCAACAGAAAGGAAGGUUACGGACAACAGCUGUUCCCUGAUGGAACCACCUUUCAGGGUUUGUACCACACAGACCAGAGGUUUGGUCCAGGCGUGGUUAGUUAUCCAGAUGGGCGUAAGGAUGUGGGCCUGUGGCUCGGGGAGCGCCUGCUAAAGCUCUGUGCCUCCGUAGAAGAGGGCUUUAGCCUGAAGCGCUUUCCUGAAUAUGCUGCCUACAUGGACCCAACUACCACCACCAUUCAGGUGCAUGUUCACCACUCACUAUCUCAGCCUCCUACUAGUGCUCUACAGACAGAAGCCAGGGCAGACUCUAAAGUGGAUCUGCUGUCAGAUGAGAAUUUUAUCCUCCCUCCUGGCAUUGAGAGUUACUCAACAGAUGGUGAACACUUACCGCUACCCCCUGGUCGAAGAAGAGAGCUGGAUCAACACUUUUAUGGAGAGCUGUGGGAGCCAGAUACUUACCAGCACCAGGGCUGUGAGCGAGAUCCACUAUCCACCCUGCCCUUACAGGCCCGCAUGCAGGCUCACAUACACAAACACAGACUCCAGGCUGAAAAUGUGGGCUGGGACGUGGCAGCUGUUAUCACUCUGAACAGGGAAAGUUUUGGUCCAAAAGGACCUUUGGAAGUCAGUUCAGAGUUGUUGAUCCAGCACGCCUCUCGAGGUGAACUGCACGCUGUGUCACAGAUCCUCCAGACUGGUUUGGUCCAUCCUGAUGUAGCAGAUUCACAGGGACACACUGCACUCAUCGCUGCCACAGUAAACUGCCAUAAUGACGUGAUACAGCUGUUGUUGGACAUGGGUGCUGAUAUUGACAAGUUGAACUGUGAAGGCAUGUCUGCGCUGGCCGUGUGUCAUGUCCUCUACUACCCUUUUCAUUCUCUGCACGCCACUUUCACUGAACCACCUGCCAAAACUCUAACUUUGAGGUCCCCAUCUAUAUGUGGGAAUAGUCUCCAGAUCAGCCAAGUGGACUUCACAACAGACACACCCAGACUUAACAACAGAAGUCCCCACUCUGACCUGACAGCAGAAAAACUAUCUGAGCACAUCUUACAUCACAGCAGUAAAGUGUCCAGUGACAGUGAGCUCAUCAUUGAACGCUGGUCUGGCCUAAAUGAGAUCCCCUCAGACACUGAACACCUACAAGAGAGGAGAGAUGGAGGGGAAAGAAACUGCAAGGAGACAGAGAAAGAGGGACAGGUUAGAAAUGAAAGGAGCAGGAGGGAGAUGAAGGAAGAGAGCAAAGUGGCGGAAAAAGAGACAGAGAGCAGAUGUGGUCAAACAUGCAGAAAUGGAGAUUUAGAGCUUGGUGAGGGGAGAGAGACAGAGUCAAGAAGAGAAGAUAUAGAAGUGACAAAGGAGGUUGACAAAGAUGUGGAAAGAGAAAGAGUAAGGAAUACUCGUGAAGAGGAUGUGAAGGAAAGAGAACGGAGAGGAAGUGAGGACAUGCCUCACGUGGAGCGUUCCAUUCAGGUGUUGGAUGGUCACAUCGCCCUGGGCAGCGUGCAGUGGAAGGAAUGUCGAGCUAAGGCAGCAGGGAGAGUUCAGCAGGUCAGAGACAAAGAACUGUCCCCAAACUCGACCUUUGACUCUGCCUGCUCCGUCAGCAGCUACAAAAUCCAGGUCACAGAGGAAGUGAUGCAGCGGUCAGCAGAAGCGCUGAGUCGCACAGGGAUUCCUCAGCGCUCUGACACGCAGGAGACUGUACGCAAAAUGGCUGCCAUGAAAACAGAACACCGUGUUCGUUUGAGCACCCUGAAGCUGUUAUUGGAACGUGGAGCUGACCCCAACAUAUCCAAGGUCCCCAUGCCUGUCCUCUUUUUAGCCAUCAUGGCGGCUGACACUGAGGCUGUCAGGAGGCUGCUGUUAUCUGGAGCUCGCACUGACAUUCCUCUUCCACCUGAGAGAAAAGGCCUGUAUCUUCUGCAUGUGGCUGCAGCUCUGCCAGGUCCUGCAGGUCCUAAAAUCACAGAGUUGCUGCUCCAUGCUCUCACUGAUCCAGACGCACAGGCAUGUGAUGAGAACGAGAUCUAUGAACCGGAUAAGAUUUCCAUGAAGGACCAGGAACCACUGAGCACAGAUAAAAACCCACAUCUCAAAGAAGGAGGCCAAACAGCUCUGCAUGUGGCCUGCCAGAGAGACAGUGACUACCGGAAUGUCAGUAAGGUGGUAGCCCUCCUGCUCUCGCACAGAGCCAGCACAGAUCUCCUCUGGAGUGGACACUCGCCACUCUCCCUGGCUAUAGCAAGUGGAAAUGAUCUGGCAGUGGAGCAGCUGCUGAAUGGAGGUGCAAAUCCCAACAUCCCCCUCGGUCACAGGGUGGGCAGUGCUCUCUGUGCCCUCGCCAACAUCAACUACCACUUAGGUGGCAACAGAACUAAGCUGUUGGACAUGUUAGCCAAGGCCGGUGCCGACAUCAUGAUGCCAGUUGCUGUGGGUGAUGUUGUGGGAACUGCAGUGGACUAUGCGCACUACUCCUUCAACCAGGACUCACGUAUUGCCAAAACUCCCUUCCAUGCUCUGAACAUGUGUGAGAGGGAAACAUUCAAAGCACGGCGCCAGCUCCUGAAAAUGAUGGGAGAUUUACUGAGACAGACUGCUGUCCAGAGGGAACAAGAGAAUUUAGAGAGAGAACAACACCUUGCACUGAACAGUACCAGCAGCACAGAGAGGUUUGUGUACACGGGGGCAGGUGCCAACGUGCCACUCCCCAGCUCUGAAAGUCUACCACUAUACAGGAAGCCAGUGUUGAAGUUCUGCUAUCACUGCGGUCGCUCUGUGUCCGUGAAGCUGACUGCUUGUAGCCGCUGCCGCAAGGUCUUCUACUGCUCCAGGAACUGCAAGCUGAAGGCAUGGGACGAAAGACACAAGGACGAGUGUAUCCGGGUGUCAGCAUCUGCUGAUGGAAUCCAGAAGAGUGUUGUGUUUAAGUCCCAAAGAGGACCCAAGCCCUUGACUGCCAUGUUGAAAUCCAAAACAGUACCCAGGCCCAUGAGUGUCAAGUUGAAACCCCAGAGAGUCUCCAAGCCCUUGAGCAUGGCAGAGAAGGUCUUGGAGAGCCAAGUCAACCUGAAGGAAAACUACAGCUGCAACUGAUGGACACUAACAUUUCAUACACUAAAUAACUUUAUAGAAUAGAAUAGAAUAGAUCUUUAUUGCCAUUGUCACAGGUACAACGAGAUUAUCUACCUAACAUUACAAUGCACUUUUGUCACAUAACUUUGUUCUCUGAUUCUGACUCUUAACUUUAUAUGUUUGGCUGAAUAUUUUGUGCCAUAAUCAUUAUUUAUAACUGUAGGUUUGCACUUUGUUGUAGUAUUGUCCUUAUAGUGUAAUAAUAUCUAUAUCUAUCUGGGUUUGUCACACAAAUAUUGAACACUAAAUGUCUGAGGUAGAGGUAGCACACACAUAGAAUGUCAGGACAAAGUUGACUAAUCUAAAUUUCCUAAUUUAAUGUGGUUAUGCUAACGUUUAGUUUAAAAUUUUAAGAGACAGAGCUUUUAAUUCCAUCUUAUGGUCUUCAUCAGCAACCUCAUUCUUGGUAUUUUUGUCUCCAGUGCUUUUAAUUGCAUCUCAAGGUUUUCAGCAAUUAAAGUCAUCUCACCUGUUACGGUUCAGUUUGCAUCUUACAGUACGGUAUGUUCCAUACUUAAAUCAUGUGAUGACAACUCCAACAGAAGUAAACUCCAGUUACUGAUGAAGACCUUGAGAUGAGAAUGAAAGCUCCAGAAAGCUUUGAUAUGCUCAUUGAGUCAAGAUUUUUUAUUCUUGUCAAACUACUGUUCCUAAAAUCAAGAUGACUUUUAAGCUGAAGUAUGUACGUAUGGUCUAUAUGAUUGUUUGUAUUCUGCUCACUGGAUGAAAUCUUUUUUUUUGCCUUCCCCGGUCUGUCUCAUCCCUGCUUCUGAUGGACUACUUAUAUACUUAUGUUUCACCUUACCUUCACUGAAUCUAGCAUUAUAAAUGUAUAAUGUAAAUGUGGCUGUACACACAUUUAGGCUAAGUACUGUUGAUACCACGUGUCACCAAUUGCCAGGCGCAUUGUAGCCCUUCUAGCACAGAAGCUGGUUUCAGGUUGUUGAUUAAUUAUCUGUACAAAGCUUUGGUUUCACACACAA